Molecule: messenger RNA, 1509 nt
Organism: Lolium perenne
Lineage: Eukaryota; Viridiplantae; Streptophyta; Magnoliopsida; Poales; Poaceae
Source: RefSeq, a predicted model, not a curated record
AUGGUUUCCAGAAAUACUAUUAAAGAUGAUAUCAUGAAACUGUAUUAUGAAAAGAAGUUCAUAACUAGUGAAGGGUUCAAGAGGUAUCCUGGUAGAGUAUCUUUGACUACUGAUAUGUGGACCUCGAACCAGACUUUAGGUUAUAUGUGCGUUACUGCUCAUUUCAUAGAUAUGAAGUGGAAAUUGCACAAGAAGAUAAUCAGAUUUUGUAUGCUAGAGACUCCCCACAACGGAGCUGCGAUGUUUAAUAUUCUGCUAAAAAGCUUGCAAGAAUGGAAUAUUGAGGACAAGCUGUUUAGCAUAACUGUUGAUAAUGCAUCCGUAAAUGGUUCAAUGAUUGAUAAUCUGAGAGAAAAUCUAGUAGGCAAGGAAAUGCUGCAUUCUGAAGGUGCAUUACUCCAUAUUCGCUGUGCAUGCCAUGUUUUUAAUCUGAUUGUCCAAGAUGGGUUGACAGCAGUGAAAAGUGCAAUUGAUAAUAUAAGAGAAAGUGUGAAAUAUGUGAAGAGCUCUCAGACUCGAUUGGAUAACUUCAAUGAAGUAGUUGCACGAGUUGGUGUUUCUUGUGCACUCCCUUCUGUUGAUGUGCAAACACGCUGGAAUUCCACAUACCUAAUGCUUCAGUCGGCAUUCCCAUUUCGAAAAGCCUUUCAUACUUUGGGGAAAGAAGACAGAAACUACAAGUUCUGUCCAUCCUCUGCAGAGUGGAGAAGAGCUGAAACUGUAUGUUCCAUCUUGAAGGUUUUCCACGAAGCAACAGAGGUGGUCGCCGGUUCUACUUAUCCUACUGCAAAUUUAUACUUCCAUGAAGUCUGGAAUCUGAAACUACUAUUGGAGAGAGAAGCAGCAAGAAAGGAUGAACCGACGCGCAAGGAUGGAGUUAUCAAUUCAAUGGUGGAAAACAUGCAAGAGAAGUUUGACAAGUAUUGGGUUGAGUCGUACUUGGCAAACUGUAUACCUGUGAUCCUUGAUCCUCGGUUCAAAAAAGAAUUCAUUGAGUUUCGACUCAAGCAAGCCUUUGGAUCAAAUGCCACUGAACAUGUGAGCAAGGUGGAAGCAACCCUCAACGGCCUCUUCAAGGAGUAUUCUUCGCAAAUGUCAAAUUCAUUGAAUGAGUCAUCACAAGGAGAGUAUAAUGACGAGGUUGGGACAGCACAAAAUAAUCUUGCUGAUUGGGAUAAGCAUUUGCGCAAUAAACAACGACAGCCUACCAAUGAACUUGAAACAUAUUUGAAAGAGGACAUCUUCCCUCGCAGAGAUGAUUUUAAUAUCCUUGAAUGGUGGGCGCUUCACUCUUCCAAAUACCCUGUACUUUCUCGAAUAGCUCGGGAUAUUCUUGCUGUGCCUGCUUCCGUGGUACCCUCUGAAUCAGCUUUUAGUACUGGACAACGAGUUGUAAGCGACUACAGAAGUAGAUUGAAGAGUACAACUGUUGAAGCCCUAAUAUGUCUUCAGGAUUGGCUAAAACAUGUUCAGUCACUUGCUCAUGUUGUGGAUGAUGAUGAUCUGUGA